GAGAUGCGUGGAAGGCACUCGAUAUUUUUGGUUGUCGUUUGUUGUAGUAGGUAGCUGGUAAACGGCAACACAGCACCGCCAUUUCCCUGUCCUCAUGGAAUCAAUCUGUGCCGCUCGUAGUACUCGCGCCAGAUUUUUAACACCACAUUUCCGCACUCUUACUUCUCACCACGUCAUCAAUGGACGCCUUCCGGCAAUGCCGCCUUCUUCUUCAAACCGUCGUCACAAUCUCUCCCUUCCACCCUCUUUUCCGAUCAACCUCCUCGGUCAACGUUUCGAAAUCCGACGCCGGAACACCGUUCACACUGAGCAUUCUCCGUCGACGAGCUCGAGAUUGGCCAUCCGCGCUUCGUCUGAGAGCACCGAUGCUCCGCCGAGUUCAAAUACUAAGGCUGUGAUCUUGAACUCUGCAGUUACUGUGAUCCUUGGGGUAGCUAAUCGGGUGCUUUACAAACUCGCACUCGUUCCAAUGAAGGAAUAUCCGUUUUUCCUAGCUCAGGUCACUACUUUCGGGUACUUGGGUAUUUACUUUUGCAUGCUUUAUUUGAGAUACCGUGCUGGGAUAGUAACCAAAGAUAUGAUGACCCUUCCAAAGUCAAGUUUUUGGCUCAUUGGCUUUUUGGAAGCCCUUGGAGUUGUUUCUGGAAUGUAUGCUGGAGCCAUGCUUCCUGGACCAUCCAUUCCAAUACUGAGUCAGACCUUUUUAGUGUGGCAGUUGGCUCUUUCUUUUUUGUUACUUGGGACGACAUACACUCCAAAUCAAAUUUUUGGGUGCUUACUAGUAGCUGCUGGUGUGGUAUUGGCAGUUACAAGUGGAUCAGGCAGUGGUAAUAUGUUUUCUGGAAUUGCUUUGCUUUGGCCUGUUUUAAUGAUAGCUUCAAGUGCUUUUCAAGCAGGUGCAUCCAUUAUUAAGGAAUCUGUCUUCAUUAAUGCUGCAACCCAACUUAAGGGAAAGAUGCUUGAUAUUUUUGUCGUCAAUUCAUUUGGAUCUGGAUUCCAGGCUCUUUUUGUUCUACUAUUUCUGCCUUUCCUGUCAAACUUGAAGGGCAUACCAUUUUCUCAGCUGCCUUCUUUCCUCAAGAGUGGAGCUGGUUGCUUCUUCAAUAUUGGAAAUGAUACAUCAGGCUGUGACGGAGCCCCAUUGCUGCCUCUCCUUUACAUAACUACCAAUAUAGCUUUCAACAUAUCGAUUCUCAAUCUGGUGAAAAUUUCGACGGCUGUUGUUUCUUCCCUUGCUGUGAUGUCAUCAGUACCAUUGUCAAUUUAUCUACUUUCUCUUCCAAUGCCAUAUCUCCCGGAAGGUUCAAGCUUGAGCCCUUUCUUCCUUCUAGGCAGUUUGGUUCUUAUCAUAGGUCUUGUUCUGUACAACUUACGGUGGCCACUCAAGCAAGACUCAGAAACUGUGCGAGAUUGAUUUGCUUCAUUUGAAACUGAUAAACGUUCUUGGGGAUUGCGAGUCUAUAAUUCUUUAUUAUUACCAUUAAAAUAUUUCUUAUGUACGUGGAUGGUUUAUGCCUGCAACAAAGGAGGAAUUCAAUUCGUAUUCAGUAAAUGUUUAAAAGCUUACUAAGUUCAUAAA
Messenger RNA from Ipomoea nil (Japanese morning glory), 1579 nucleotides. RefSeq names its product protein CLT2, chloroplastic. The record is from RefSeq and is a predicted model, not a curated record. The transcript is spliced from 10 exons. Bases 95 to 1414 code for a protein of 439 amino acids. Lineage: Eukaryota; Viridiplantae; Streptophyta; Magnoliopsida; Solanales; Convolvulaceae.